CGCAGCGCAAAAUGUUCGUUUAUUUGGUUGCAGUUAAUUGAAAAUUUCAUGCUUUGCUAAGAAAAGGUAAUGGCAAUCAAUACCCGUUAGGUCAGAACUAACGCUACGUUACAUGCAGGUAAGCUAUAACCAAUGGCAAUUACAGACUAGGUGAAAUGAACUAGCGUGCAGGACAGGAGGAGAAUGUCAACAAGAAAUCUGCCCUGUCAGCCAACUAUCACAGUUACCAAUCACGUUGCGGAAUUCAUUGAUAUCGAAUUAUUCUAAUGGACACUACCUGCCACUUCGUUUGGAAUGUACAUUUUGAAUUGGUUUGUGUGAAUAUUCAAAAGGUUUGGCGUUAAAAGCGGAUUGGGGUCAUCAAUCGUGAUCUCAGAGGCAUAAACGUGAAUAAUCUGGCCGUAAAUAAAAUGGGUGGUUAUGGCUUGGUUGGCUUUGAUUGAAAGGAUUACCAAGGGACAUCAAUGACACUUGGCUUAUUGUCCAGAAGACGCUCUGAUAGAUAUUCUUGUGUGUCCGUUUAGGCACGCUUAUUAGAAUAUUCACCACAACUGUGUAUCAGUUGUCGAGUCAACAGACGGUCAUAGGCCUAGGUUCUCAUAGGACAAAAUCAUGGAGGAAGGGACCACAUCGUCCCCGGCUAAGCCGGAGGGUGACGGAGACAAGAAAAAGGAUUCUGUGUGGAGUGUAACACCAGCACCGUCAGACAACCUAACGGAAGAGCAAAUCGCAGAAUAUCGCGAAACUUUCGCCUUAUUCGAUAAAGACCGAGACGGGUACAUUCAUGUGAAUGAUAUGGCCCCCGCCAUCCGAUCACUUGGGCAGAAUCCGACGGAGACAGAAAUCGCAGAGAUGAAAGUAUCGGCAGAUAAAGAACAUACAAACACUGUAGACUUUCCCGAGUUCCUCAGCUGUAUGUCAAAGAGAGCUGGCUUUCAAGACACCGAAGACGAUUUAAUAGAAGCAUUUAGUGUAUUUGAUCGCGAAUGCAUUGGGAAGAUCAGUGCACCGGAACUUCGACACGCCAUGACAACACUGGGGGAGAAGCUGAACGAUGAACAAGCGGACCAACUCAUACAAGAUGCUGACACGGACGGAACGGGACAGAUAGACAUUAAUGCUUUCAUCAAACUGAUAUUGGAGUUAAAGUGAUAUAGACACCACCGCUGUAUACACUGACAAUAUUGUUAUCGAACGAUCAUGAUUGUAUGACUCUGUUGUACAUGUGUAUUGCUGUGUAUUGAUUCUCCUCUCUGGUCUCGAUAAGAUACAAAGCGGAAAGGUUGGGCUUCACAUUAUGGGAUAUCGUACAACCAAAAUUUGGCCGCACGGCACCUUCAGGCAAGGAUUCGCGUUAUCCAGUCAAGGUCCAAAGGAUACGUUUCCGAAAGAGAAACAUUAAGUGAUUUUGUCAGUCGAAUGUCGUCAGUACCUAUUAGUGCGAUAUGCCAUCCCACUGACAGUGAUUGAGCGAAGAGAUGAAUGUUCAACACGGUCCAUGGAAUCAUUACAUCCCGGAUAAAGAUUGUGUCCCGACCAAGACGGACUCCCUCUGUUUUGAUUUCCACAAUAUUUCCGCAUACAUGAGUUACGAUGCCACACCAUUUGAUGCAGUGAGAUGAACUAUGAACUUUGCCCACUGUUUGUUUGAUUUCCGCACUUUUCGUUGUAAUACAUACCAGUAGUGGAUUGGAUGGUGUCUUUUUGUUUAGUUGCAAAUGGCUGUGCAAGAAAACAUGGUUUAUUGUUAUUUUACCUUUUCAAAUAUUAUACGAGAUAAUAAAACUUA
Molecule: messenger RNA, 1789 nt
Organism: Lineus longissimus
Lineage: Eukaryota; Metazoa; Nemertea; Pilidiophora; Heteronemertea; Lineidae
Exons: 5
Coding region: 613-1152 (179 amino acids)
Cellular component (GO): myosin II complex
Molecular function (GO): calcium ion binding
Source: RefSeq, a predicted model, not a curated record